AUGGCAGAUAGGCGUCAAUGGACUCAAGAAGAAGAGGAUGCGUUGAUUACCAUCCUUCAAGACAUUGUUGUCAUCAGUGGUAGAGGUGAUAAUGGAAGCUUUAGGCCUGGAACCUAUGACCAAGUCGUUCUAAAGUUACGGGAAAAAGUCGUUGGUAUUAAUAUAACAACAAAGCACGUGCAAAACAAAAUCAAACUUUUAAAGGAUAAGUUUUCUGUUGCAUAUGAUCUGCAAAAUACAAGUGGAUUUGGUUGGGAUGAUGUUCGCAAAUGUGUAGUAGUUGAUUCUCCUGAGAUAUUAGAGGAAUAUCUAAAGAAACAUCCAAACAAAAACUAUGUCGCGAAUAAACCAUUCCCUGCAUACGAGCGACUAGCAAAUGUUUUUGGUAAAGAUUGA
This is a messenger RNA of Lactuca sativa (garden lettuce), 396 nucleotides long. NCBI's taxonomy places the organism in Eukaryota, Viridiplantae, Streptophyta, Magnoliopsida, Asterales, Asteraceae. The record is from RefSeq and is a predicted model, not a curated record.